GUGUAAUUAAACGGACGAGCCAAGAACGAACGCUCUGAACUAUUGCUGCACGAACACAAUGCCUUGUUGACUUGCACGUCUCUUUGUGACUCGUAUACUUCCCACCUCGUUCCCAACCCACACCGACUACAGUUACUUCUCUCCCAACUUAAUCUCCUCCUCCCACCAACCACUCUGCUUUUUGACCCAUCACUCUACUACACAAUAGUGACUCUCUAGUCCCUCUCAGCCAACGGCACACGAUUACCUGAUUACCUUCAACCGCACCCUUCCGAAACGGGCAAUGAUCACAGUACGCUAAACCGCAUCCACCGCGUGCCCGUUAGGGGCAACUUUUUCGGGGUGUGCUCCAAACAAACCGAGCCUGAACUCGACGAACUAACUCAAGACGGUAUUCGAUCUGGGGACUGGUCUUCCUCUUUCUGUCUCUCUCCCUCCUUUUUUUUUCCCUCUUCUCUCCUCCACGUCAACCGCAAAGCAAGUUCCCCGCCAUCACGCAUGCCCUCCCUCACGCUGACCGACCCGGACAUGAUCCUGCCGUAUGACGGCAGCGAGCGCGAAUCCCAAACUCCCUCCCCGCCCUCCCAACUCGUCUACUUGACCAACCUGAACGCCCGCUACAACGCCGCCGAUCCCAAUGCCGGCUCCGCGCGCCCCAAGAAAAUUUUUUCUCGCCAUCGCGCCCAUGACGAUGUGAAUGCGAGUCGUCGAUUAUCCGAUAUUGGGGAGGAGAUGUCGCCCGCGCGGUCCGAGGUGUUUGACGACGUCGAGGUUUCGCGGCACCAGCAGCAGAGGCACAUGCAGGGGUCACGAGGUUCGCCUCUACCAAGGAGUCAAUUGACGGUCUCGGAGACUCAGGAUUCUGGGAAUGCGGCGCGGAGUAGGAGCUCCAGCUCGACGGUGAGUGCGCGAAGCGGGCGCACUUCGGGAGAGACGUCCUCGCCGCAGACUGCGUCGGAGACGUCGCCGAAUGUCAAUGCAGCGGAGAACGCGACCAAGACUGGUAGCGGAGAUGGGGCCAAGACGGGCGCUGGGUUACCUGAUAGCAGCAUUGUCGCAUCUGCUGUCAAGGGUAAAGGUCCUGGGGAAGAUUUAGCGUCGGCGAUCUUGAGCAGCGAGGCGGAGAGGAUCCUUGAGAAUGCAAAGAAACGUCUGACGUUGAUGGAGGGCAAUUUGAAUCGCGCACGCUCAGCGGUGCGUCCGACGCCCUCGCCUUCGCCGUCUUCGCCGGGGAGUACCUCGCCCAUGGGUUUGCACCCGGGUGGAUUGUAUCGAUCGAUUUCAAAGACCGAUCGCAAGAGUUCGGCUCUGCGACGGCAGUCAUUCGUUCCGAGGCAAGAUAGCUCGAGUAAUCGCCAUUCGCGCGUGCAUAGCGAAACCAACUUCCCGGCCGAGUCGAGCUUGUCGUCGGAUACGAAGCGAGUGUCUCGGUCAGUUUCUGCGAUGGGAUCAAGUAGUUCGUCUAACUUUCACAACGACGACCGGUCUUUCCGAUAUGAACCUACGCGGUCGUAUCUCACGCAUCGGGCGUCGAUCUCAUCCAUCCGACCCCCGCAUUUACUCAAAGCACAAUCGCCUCAGCCAACGCAGUCUCCAGUCUCUGCGGGAUCUCCGGUUCUGCAGUCUCCCGUCAUACGUGAAGAUAGCUCAUCCUGCUCCUCGCCGAGGGGCUUGGGCAUUUCGUCCGAGGGCGAUUCCAAAUCCAACGGAGGCGACUUCAGCCCUGUCUACAGCUCGUACGGCCCACCCAGCCGUGCGCAGUCGCAGCUGCAGGUACGCGAUCUUCAGUACCAGAUGAAGGGCCUCCACAUCAAGAUUUCCUCGCUCAAGGUGCGCACGCAAGAGGACAAUCUGCGGCGUCGCAGCUUGCAGAGCCUGCGCACGCCUAGUCCUUUGACUGCCGCGGACCCUUGGUAUCAGAAUGGGCUGGAGGUUCGCGACGGACGCAGCAGCCGUGGGUCGAAUCCUCGACGAGAUGGGAGCUCGGAAUAUGCGCGCGAGACUCAAUCCAGACCGUAUACGGAAGCAGCCUCGAAAGAUCGGAACGGGUCUUAUGAUCCGGAGCGUAUCAACGAUAGCUCCGUUGAGCCAAGCCCUCAUCUCUCGCAAGGCACGGGUGGAUCAUGGCAGGGCCAUGAGCAUAGCGACUACGAUGGCCGUCAGUCUGUGGCGGAGACCAUGUACGAGGAUGCCGAAGAGGGCGAUUACUAUGACGACGGCGAAAUUGACCGGGAAGCACUGGAUGAGAUUCUGCGUGAACCACUUGAUGCAGACCUAGCGACGCCCCACGAGGAACGCGAGGAUGCCUUUGAUUACGAGCACUUCAUUCUUCACAGUGCUUUGGGUAAUUUCUCGCAGCAGAUGCGUCGUGUAAGCGUUAGCUCUCAUGGCUCCGUUGAGACAACGCGACCCACGCACUCGGUGCGACACUCGCGCACCAACAGUUCUCUUUCUGCCUCGACCGAUGCUACGUUCGCUACGGCUACCGAGGGUGAGCCGAUGCCCGACGAUGAGGAUGAUCUUCUAUACUGGGAUCGCAAAUUCAACCAUGAACUGCGUCACCGCCACCACAGUCAACAUGCCCAUGCUGUCAAUGAAACCGACCGCACCGCAACGCCCCGUGGCUCCCGUGACGACGAAAAUGCCACUCCAGUUGAGGUUCCGCAAUCUCCCGCACGAAGCGUGGAUAUGAAUGGUCGCUCGACGGCCGGCUCUGCGACACCGACCUCCCUUGUGUCUUCUCUCGUCUCGACGGUGCGCGCAGCAUCCAGUCCGCACCCGGCCUCUGCGACGCCCACUGUGGGCGGUAUCAACGAUGACGACACCCAGAUGCUAGAGCAGCUCUUCUCCAGUCUCGGAAAGGUUUGCAUGGACCUUCAGGCCAUCACCACCUCGCCCGAUCCAGAUUCCAAGGCUGCGCGUGUACUGCGUCGACGACUAGAUGCGGCGCGGAGAGUUCUUGACGGUGAGCUUGACGCUUGAUAUAAAGUCAUUGUUUGGAUGAUGUCUGCCAUGGACGGUGCUUCGAGUUUUGAGUAUCAUUUUGGCAGCCCUUCCGUUCCUGUACAUUCUACUAUUUUCCUUCCAUUUUUUUUUUCUUCUAUGAUACCCAAUGUCCUUCUCUACAUUUUUUUAUCGGACUUUUUUUCUUUCUGUUCGAUUAUCAUCUAUGUCAAUAGUAAUGUCUACUAUACGAUAAUAUUGAGGUUGCUUCUUCCCUUUGCUUGGAAACGAUCUCAAUAACCAAGGGUAUUUUACUUCAUUUAAAAAGCAAUACCAUAACGCAAACCAACUGCCAAUACUAUUUCUAAUCCUUUCG
This is a messenger RNA of Penicillium brasilianum, 3319 nucleotides long. The record is from the annotation of a GenBank genome assembly. NCBI's taxonomy places the organism in Eukaryota, Fungi, Ascomycota, Eurotiomycetes, Eurotiales, Aspergillaceae.